Messenger RNA from Emericellopsis cladophorae, 1647 nucleotides. RefSeq lists its product as uncharacterized. The transcript has 2 exons. Gene Ontology annotation, cellular component: Noc4p-Nop14p complex; small-subunit processome; nucleolus. Gene Ontology annotation, biological process: ribosome biogenesis. Bases 1 to 1647 code for a protein of 548 amino acids. The record is from RefSeq and is a predicted model, not a curated record. Lineage: Eukaryota; Fungi; Ascomycota; Sordariomycetes; Hypocreales; Bionectriaceae.
AUGUCCGAGGGCAUCGACUCUAGGCCCAAGCGGCCCUCCAAGGCGAAGCCUGCAACAGGCGAGCCACCAAAGAAGAAGCGUCGCCCUUCACUUGAGGAAGAAAGUGACGCCACUGAUGGACCUGAGGACCUCAACGCCAAGAUCUUGCUCAUGGAGAAAGGUAUUCUCGAAACUAAGAAGAACUAUAACGAUAUUGUUGUUCUCUUGGGUAUCAUGGGCGACUAUGAGAGUGGCAACCCAGAGAGUAUGCUGGCUACUGUGGCACUUUCGCGGGUGUUUAUGCGCCUCUUGGGACAGGGGGCGCUGGUGCCGAAACGGACGCUGUCUGACAAGCAGCUCGCCGUGGUCAACUGGCUACGAGAGCAGUUCAAGUCAUUCAAGACGUUGUUGCUGUCACUGCUCGAUGAUGAAGAACUCGGUGUGACGGCUCUUACACUGUGCAUGAGAGUGCUACAAGCGGAAGGGCAGGUUGAGAAGGAUGAAUACAGUUUCCCAACUGAGUUUCUGCGACAAAUUGUGCACACAGUGCUCCAGAGCGAGGACGAAGACGUCGCCAAGGCUUACACAGAGGAGUACCUGGAGCAGUUUGACGACAUUCGAUACCACACCUUCAGCUCCAUUACUGCCAUCCUCCAGGAUGUGGGAGAGGAAGACAAGGCCGACAUGUUCGAUGCAGUCCUCCCAAUCCUCUCAGCGCUGGAUGGUGUCCCAGAGUCGGCUGAAGAACUGGAAGAUUGGUACAUCGCACGCCCAAAGAAGAAGACGCAUAACAUACGUUCAGUCCAGCAGCACAAGCGACGAGGGCAAGAGGCCUGGCUUGCCUUGAUGAGCAUCGUGGAGACCAAGGAGCAGCGCAAGAGACUGCUGAAGCUUGUGUCCACCAUCAUCGCGCCCUGGUUCACCAAGCCAGAGCUUCUAGCCGAUUUUCUCACCAACUCGUAUGAUGCCGGAGGUUCCAUGUCGCUGCUAGCGCUGUCUGGUGUCUUUUACCUCAUCCAAGAACGAAACUUGGAUUACCCGUUGUUCUAUCACAAGCUUUACUCACUUCUUGACAACGAGAUUCUACACUCGAAACAUCGAGCCCCCUUUUUCCGCCUACUCAACACCUUCCUCUUAUCGACCCAUCUGCCAGCAGCGUUGGUUGCGAGCUUCAUCAAGCGACUUUGUCGACUCUCGCUCAAUGCGCCUCCAUCAGCCAUCGUUUUUGUCAUACCCUGGAUCUACAAUCAGAUGCGGGAGCACCCGACUUGCACUGCCAUGCUUCACCGGGAAAUCAGGGAUCCGGACGUGAAGAAGGACCUGCGGCAGAAUGGUAUGGACGACCCCUUUGACCCCAACGAGACGGACCCGAUGCAAACAGAUGCAAUCGAGAGCUCGCUCUGGGAGGUCACGCAACUGCAGUCCCACUACCACCCCAACGUGUCGACGAUUGCGAAGAUUUUGUCGGAGCAAUUCACUAAGCAAAGUUACAACAUUGAGGACUUCCUCGACCAUUCUUAUGCUACUCUCCUCGACGCCGAAUUAAGCAAGGAAUUGAGGAAAACACCCGCGGUCGAGUUCCACAUCCCCAAACGAGUGUUUCUUCCUCAGGAUGAGCCGGCAGUCAACCCUAAUAGCCUGGUUGCGAAGUUGUGGGACUUUUCAUAG